Chelmon rostratus (copperband butterflyfish) is the source of this 9924-nucleotide messenger RNA. RefSeq names its product ciliogenesis and planar polarity effector 1 (gene cplane1). The coding region runs from base 40 to 9870 and encodes 3276 amino acids. The record is from RefSeq and is a predicted model, not a curated record. Gene Ontology annotation, molecular function: protein binding. The transcript has 48 exons. Gene Ontology annotation, cellular component: ciliary transition zone. Lineage: Eukaryota; Metazoa; Chordata; Actinopteri; Chaetodontiformes; Chaetodontidae. Gene Ontology annotation, biological process: cilium assembly.
UUCAUAAUCAAGAGGAAGCACCGAUGCUGUUUUUUAAACAUGGAGCUAAAGUUGGAGGUGGUUUUGUCAUCCAGCAUCAAACGGAAGAAACCAUGGCCGCGGUUCUGUUGGCUGGGGAAGGAGAAGGAGUCUGUGUUCCUGUUAGAUGACAAACGGAUCAGUGAGAUCAACAUGGUGUCUGGUCGCACCAAGAAGAGGACUCCGAAACUCCAUCCUUUGCUCAACAGUGUGGUGACAAUGGCUUCAUCUCACAACGGUAUGUGGCUUUGUGGACUUUUGGUCUCGGGAGAGCUGUUUCUGUGGAACAGGGAUAAAGACUUGUUGAAGACUGCUGCAGCAGCACCACCAGAAGUAGUUCAUAUGAUUACUGCCAUUCAAGGUAUGCACAGCACAGGCAAUACCACACGACUGUCACUCCAAGUUUCAGGGGAUGGGAUGCGUGUGGUCCUGGUAGCCAUAACAGGGCUAGUGUUCCUGUGGGAGUGUAUGGAUGUCAGGGAUUUGACAGGGGUACGUGAUGGCACAGUUAAGGGACACUGGUCACAUAUACUUCCCCUUGAAGACUCCAUUCUGCCUUCUUCACAAGACAAAGAAGCAUCCCAACACACCAUCUUCGUCAAGACAGAGGUUGUGGGUGAUGCUUGCUUAUCAGCCUUUGUUUUCACAUCUGGGAAGAAGCUAAUCAUCACUUGCCUGAAAAUUCAAUGGGAAGAGGGUCAUGUGAGAGUGGGUUCUGUGGGAUACGGCAUACAGUGGGCCACCAAGACAUACCCUUUGUCUCGUCUCACUCCACCAUGCCAACCAGUGAAGUCCAGAGGAGCCUUGUUGCUGGCCUUCUCCCCAGAUGGCCGACUGUUAGCUGUUGUCCUGAACCAGAGGCAGCCUAAGGCUACACAGGUCCUCUUUGUAAGCACAGAGAAUUUUGUCUCUCUGUCGAGUGCCCUUGGAGGAUGUGGAAGCAAGAAAAUGGAGAUCCCCUCUAAAUAUAUAAGGUCUUACUGGGUGGGCAGUGUGAGCUGGUCAGUGGGUGGUCUUUUCCUGGCCUGUGUUUUGAAGAGAGGCUCCCUUCUUAUGGUUUCUCGCCUUGGGAGGCUUCUCACUCUAACAAGCUGUGGUUGCAAUGUUGACUUUGGGCCUGCACACUUCCUACCCCUGCACCCUCUUGUCACGUACCGGCCGCCAGUGUCGGCAGGGAAGGCAGAUGCCUCUCUGUCCAGCUCCAGCAUGUCAUUGCGGGAUGUCCUGAGGCAGCGGUUUUCUGUGACUUGGCAUCCACGGUUGUUGUAUCUUAUUGUGUCUGAUGGCUACAUGGCCACAGUUAUGAGGGUGCUAGAUAGGCCUUCUCCUGCCCUGUUGCUGAAAGCACUUCUAAAGGACACAAGCAGAGACCUUGAGAAAGCCAGCCGGAUACUGGAUAAAUCCCAGGUUCAUGUGAGAGAAUGGCUUGAGUACGUAUCUUGCCUGAAUCUGGAUGGCAACCUUGAGCUGUUCAACCCCAUUAUUACACAUGGGCCCAGACCCACAGACUCUGUCCUUUCAGCAGCCACAGAUGGAUCCACCUUGCCACUUUUUCUGCAGGACCAGGGGACGUUGGGUGGUACCAAGGAGAUUCUUGAAAAAGUGCAGACUUUCUUUGAGGAGGACUCUGAUUUAGAUGGAGCUCCUGCUGGUUCUCAUGUGGAGGAUGGUGGCCGUCUGGAGUAUGCCUCAAUGUUUGACACACUCCACGCCCUGGACACUCAGACUUACAGCGGGCUUGUCUCUAACUCAGAUUAUGAAAAGGACUUGGUUGAAGCAGAGAGGAAGAAUCCUCUUCUUCAUCGGGAGCUUGGGAAAAUCCGGACUAAGUUGUUAACAGCCUGGGCUUUUGGCAUGUCUUUAGGAAAUUCUGUGGAAAACAGAACUUGCCUGCUGAAGCAUACCCUCUACUGUGUGGUGCGAUUUGCUGCUUUACUCCACUUGAUCCCCGGCUCUGUGGUCCACACAGGGAAAAAGAAUACCUCUGUUUCUGCUUGCCUCCUGCACCUUCUCAGAGACCUUCUCUCCUUUCUUCCCUGGGAUAGCACUCACUCAGAUGGGCCACGCUGCCUGGGCCUGAUGGUAGAGCUCAGUAAACGGCUCAUACGUCUUCUGCUGACCCCUCACCCUGAGUCCCACCAGACUGGUCACUGUCAGUUAUCAUCUCACAGUCUAUCCACAGUCCUGCUUAUCUUGCAGCAGGUCUCUGAUUCUCUUGACCACACCUACAGCCGGCUGCAAAAAACUGUCUGGUCCUCUGCAGAGAAGGGGUCCCAGCCACCACAGCUCUGGCCUACAGAUGUAUACCACGUGCCUCUGUUGCAGGAUGAUAAGGAGGAGAAACCCACUUUUGUACAUCAGGCACGACCUGUUCCCCAGCGACCAUCCAGCAGAUUGUUGGGGGUGUGGCAGUGGGUCUACAAGGUCACCCAGCAGUAUAUGGAGGAACUGAUAAGCUUCAAAGGCUGUGAUGGCUGGGAGGAGGAACAGCAAGAGUUGUUUGCCAUCAUGUCCCAGAUCCAAACAGCUCUGCAGGCUACAGGAGACAGGCUGGAGGAGGGUCCUACACUGCUGAGUUACCCAGGUGAACAUCUUUUCCUGUGUGGCUCGUACCCAAAAAGUGCCGAUACAUGGCGGACACAAAUUUGUGAGGAGAGUAACAAAAGCUGUGAUCGAAGCGUCUUCAAGGAGACACAGCUUUGUCUGGCACUCCUAUACAGUCUGUUAUCCCAGUACCGUCUGAGAGAAGCCCAGGAGUUGGGGGACCACAUGGCCUGCCUGAUCCUGCACAGGGCUGGACCCCAGAAGGACAGCAUGACCUGCAUAACAGCAGACUCUCUUCCUUGCCCGUGGCUGCCGAUGGACCUUCACAGUGACGCAGCUUGUGCCGUGGUUCUGACCCUGGGGAGAUUCAUGGCCUCGUACUUCACCAACCAACCCCUCUACAUCCUGCCCCCUCACCAUGUGGCUGUCCUGCCUCCACUCCAUCUACCUCAUGCCCCUAGUGUUGGACGCUUGGUUCCGCUGUGCCAGGAGGAGGUUUCUAGAGCAGUGCGACGACAUCAGCUGUCAGAAGUAUGGACAGUAGGCUACGCUCAGGACCUGCUCCUGCUAGGGGGUCUGCUUCCUGAGGCUGUAUGGUUGGCUUACCAUCUUGGGGACUGGAAGACAGCAGCCUCUCUGAGCCUGGCCUAUACAAAUUACUGCACUGACCACUUUGACUUCACUCGACUCAGAAGGAGAGAGCUCCACCUCCCAACAGUUUUAAAACCCAAAAGCAUUUUUCAGGUUGAGUUGGAAUGUCUUCUUGGAAGCAAAUCUGUACUCUCCCAAGAGUGCAGAGAUAAAGAUGGUGACAAGAGCUUUACAGACACUUUGGAAGGAGAAGACUGGGACUUGCUACAGGUUUCCAUACAGGAGAUUCUGAAGGCCUCAGUCAUGGCUGGAGUGAAUGUUUUGUCCUCACCCUUGUCUUCCUUGCUUGACACAGCCAAAGACCUGUGUUCUUGCCUCCCUACCUUGGUGCCCAAUGGACUGUAUCUGCCUUCCCCACCUCUUUAUUGCCCUCAGCCUUCCCCCAACACACAGGAUCUGAUGGGGACAAUAGGGCAGUUUGCAGAAGUUGCAUCACGUCACAAAGUGUCAGGAGUUCUCCAAAGAUUACUGUUGCUUCUCAGAUCUGCGCGUUGUUGCCAUCCUGCUGCGCAGUGGUACAUCAGCCACCUGCGCCGUGCCAGACACCUACUACACAAGAUCAAGAAGAAAUACUCCUAUCCAUCAGCUGCUGUAGAAGAAAAGGCUUUUCCAGAGGGCCUGAUGAGGUUCGUCACUCACAGUGGAUUCUUCAGACGUGGGCCUAAUGAAGACGGUCACCUGGACCCUGACACCAUUCAAACCAUUAUCUGUUUCAGGGAGCUGUGUGCUCUAUGCUGGAUGCUUCAUGUCAGGGACCAGCUCUCCAUUUCCUGCAGGAAGUAUCAGGCUGCCAGACAGGAUGGCAGAGAUGAACAGAUCCCUGCUGGUUCAGAGGUGAGAUCCACCUGUGUUGAUGCUCUCCACUGGGCCAGUCGUGUGCUGCCUUUCUCUUGCUUCCUCAAUGCUGAGGAGAUCAUCCAGGACAUACUGCUCAGCCUCGUGUCUGAACUUCCUCCUCUCUCUAUGGUGGCUGACAUGCUGGUACGAGCCUUCCCAGAGGAGGAAGAGUCUGUCAGAGUCCCUCUGAGAGAAAAGUAUAGCUCACUGCUGCAAAGACUGAGGCAGUGCAAUGUCCUCGAGGGGGAAAAAGAGGAGGCGAAUGAGCUGAUGAUGAUUGUAAUUCAAGACAAACACAGGCAGAGAAGAAAACAUCUUAAGCGUUUGCAAAGGCAUCUGGGCUCCCCUGAGCUCCAUCUGUGGGAGAAAGAGGAGGAAGAGGAGGACAGGGGAAGCAAGCAUGGGAUGGCCGUGUUAAAGCAACUCUCACUGGGUACAAGUCUGAGCACCAGCACCUUGACUGACUGUGGGUUCCCCCCAGUAUGCAGCGAUGGAGACACAGCGGAUAACACAUCUGAGGCCAUGUCUCCUGAAAUGCAUAGCAAAACCAAGGCCAGGGGCAAAAAAGAAAAAAAGGAGAGACAACAUGCAAAAAAGGCUGCUGUUAAGAUUGAAAGCGUCAUUCAGGAGGAGAGUCACCCAGGUGACGCCAAGGGGAUGGAGCAGCCCACCCUACCGGUGGUUGGCACCUGGGAAUUUGAGCUUGAAGAUGAAGAGUAUCUAAAUUUCCUGGAGCUCUUCCUCAGCUAUGUGCUAGAGAAGGAUAGCACCGAUGGAGGGGACUCGGGCGGUGAACUCCCUUUGCUGAAGGGCUUUUCCCCCCAGCUGAGGGAGAGAGAGUUGCAUUCUCUCACUUUUGAUGUGCUCACAACUAUUCAUCGCCGUCAAAGACAUGCACACCAUCCAGACAGAAAGCACUCUGGCAAUGAUCCGCCAGUCUUCAGAGCUGGCUGCUGCUACAAGCCUGUGAAACGAUGUGCGACACCCGAGCUGCAGACUUCCUCCGUUUGGAGUGAAGCCCCUGUAUCUGGGACAAACCUUUCUGUCACCUCUCUUCCUGGAUUGAGAACUGGCAGGCAAAAAGGUUUGUUUGGCCUCCAACAGCAGAGAAGUGUGCCUUUAGGCCAUAGAAUGAAGGGAGGCCUCUUUGGUUCUGAAGCCAGCCCUAUUCGAAGUGCCGUUCCCACAGGGCAGCCACCAGAAAGCUUAAUAUUUGGCUCCUCAACUUGUGUGGAAGCCGCAAUUGAACUGCAACAGGGCCUGGAUUCUAAAUUAGAGGCCCAGUUUCCAGAGCUAGGAAGGCUGCUGGAGUGGAUGGUACGCUGGGCUGAUAGGAGGGUGCUACUAGGACAUCAUGGCAAAAAGAAGAAAGAGAGGAGAGAAGGGGUUGGAGGAGCAGCCAAUGAAGGAGUAGUAAUUCGUGUCAAAGCCUCUGCGCCCGCCGUCCUCACUUCCCUCAGCAUGCUGCAGCGCAGGUACACUGCUCUGCUUGGAUCUGACUGCUACAGUGCUCACAUCCAAGUUCCAAAAACACAAUGGACUGUGGCCCCCGUGCUGCAGCCUGGGGUGGAUAUGAAGCUGGAGAGAGAGAGCAGUGUCGAUACUGGUUACCCUGGAUCAGCCAACACACCCAACGCUGGUCUCGAUCACAAUCUACAGCAAGAAGAACAGUCCAUUGGUUCUCAUACAGAUGAACCAGAGGAACUGAUAUUGCAUAGGACACCUCUUCCACAUGAUGAGGAUCAACUCACCGUUGAUGCUUUGCAGAGACAGUCCAGUUCACAGCAACCAUCUCUCGAUGACUUAGAUGUUACACCUGAAAAAGAAGGCAAAAAUAGUGACAGUGAGGGCUUUGAAGUGUCGUCCUCUGUGUCUGAUGGAAACAUCUUGGGAAACAUCUGCACACCUGAAACGAGUUUAAAGCUUGCAGACCUGGACUUGUCAGAAAACACUGAAGGCAUGUCCAGUUCUGCCUUUCUCCACAGUCAUGCUACAAGCCUACAAGCCCCCCCACACCCAGAACCCCAAGCGCUUCCUACUGUCCAGUCUGAGGUCCGUGCAGAGCUUUCUGGUUCAAGUGCAGUUCUGCUCCCCAGCACACCUGUGGAUCCUCCCAGCCUUCAGCCACAAAGCUCCACAGCUGGUGCACCCACUGUGGAUUCCACAGCCCCCAAUCAACCACUAUCUGCUCAGACUUCACCAAUGAGGCAACGUCUGGGUGAAGACUUAUUCAGACUGGUCCAGAAUAUCAACUACAUGAGCCUGAUGGAAGUUUUGGGAGCUUCAUUUUCUAACCUGCAGCUUGCCCAGCAGAAUGCUUCCAUGGCCCGGUCUAACAUGAACUCCUCACAGCUUAAUGUGCCAUCAUCUUAUGCUACAAGUUUCAUCCCUCCACCAAAUGCCUUGCCCGGUCAAACCAGCAUUUCUGUGGCACAUCAGACACCAGCAUGUGCCCCCAGUUCAGGAUCCAACAACCCUGAGUUCAGUCAGGUCCCUGCAUGUAUGUUUGCAGACCAGUCUGCCAGACAGAGCUCAGGGAAAAUCUCUCAAACAGAUGGUCAGCGUCACACCACCAGGAAUCUGCCCUCCACUGCUAAUGGUGCAGGUGUAAACUAUCAGGAAAUGCAGCCACUCUCUGUCCAGGCGGUGUUACCAGAAAUGCAGUUCAGGGAGAGCAAAACGUUAAUCCCACAUUCACAGGGGCUUCUGGCCACUACUGACACCAGUGACAGUGCUCCUGUGUUACCGCCUUCUAAUGAUAGUAUACAAAAUGAUCCUGCUUCCCAGGUCUUGGGCCUGAAGUUACUUCAGCUCCACCGUCCUCCAUUGCCCCACCAGAUAGCCUCACACUAUCCUCCAGCCCAGAUGCUGCACACCGCGCACCCUGCAAUGACAAACUCCCAUCAGCACAAGUUUAGAAACGUCAACCAGUCCGCCUCAAAGAGGACAGAAGAGGAAAAAAGAAAUGGGUCUACGGUUCCAAAAAAACAACUUGGUUUCAAUUCUCCACAUGAUCCAACUCAGCCCAAGAUUCAGACAUCAGAGAGAUCCAGGGGGCAAGAGUUCUCGCGUCUUCCUCUAGCUCACACACCUGCGCCGAUGCAGGGCCUACGUCUGCUGCAAUUUCAGCCUGUCCCACAAAGCAACAUCACGUUCCCCAAACUACCCUUACCGUCUUCCUCCAGGCCCACUACUGUCAUUCGAGCUCCAAUGGGAGAGGCGACGAUCAAACUUCUACACAUAGAAUCUGGACCAAAAAUGAUGUUGCCCCUGGCAGCCCCUUCAGCCCAAAUGACCCGUCUCAUCUCUAUGGAGGAGUUGACAAGUUCAGUGAUCGGCAGGCAGAAUGCUGAUGAGGCUCAACCGCUGAUGCUCAAAGUGGACCCACCUAAGGAAAGCCCCAGAAGAGCUAACACUUCACCCAGCUCUAACUCCAGCAAGAGGCAGAAGAGGAGGGCGGAGAAGGCAGGGAGGUCAGGAAAAACAGAGGUCACAUUCAGACUGAAUGAGUCUAUCAUCCUCACACAAGAGCCAACAAAUAAGUGUGUCAAUGAGGAGUCUGCAGCUGCAGAAGCGAUCACUCCAGGACAGGAUGCUGCCGUUCCAUUUGUGCCAGGGUCCUUUGACUCUUUGCUGACUGGUCAGAAAUUAUUGGACAAGGCCAUGUCCACUUCAGCUGAGCUGCAUGCAUUUGCUUCCACUUGUAAAAGACCCCCAGAGCUCCAUGAUGCUUUCACCAACACAGACCCAGCUUGUCCUCCUACACUCGUGGAUAAAGCUGUGUCUGCCUCUGUGGCUGCUAGUAGCCCUAAAUCACAAAGUUCAGGAAAUAUGCAGAACAAGCGUCUUGCUCAAGACACAGAGGAGACCCCACAGGGACCAGAGAAGGAUCUGGAUCUGGAUGGCCACCAGUUCAUAAGUGUCUUGGAUCUAGAAGACGAAGCCCUGCAUCAGGAUUUACCACCCUGUCUCAGCCCAGGAGCAACAGAUGUUCCCUCCAUCUGUCCUUCUUCACCUACUUCUGCUCAGCUUCACGUACUUGCAACUUCUGUGAUUAGCAGUACUGCUGCUGCUGCUGAUCCACAACCCAUCAUCACAACUUCAGUGGCUCUCCCUAAACCCACUGCUCACACAGAUGUUCCUGAGGAGUCGCCAUCACUCAUUCACAUUGAGCCCAAUAUGGAUCCAGAGAGAAUCACUCCACAAGACUUGGUGGAUCCAUCUGACUCUGGAAUCUGUCAAGCCAUAAAAACCCAGAGCGGCCGACCUCACAGUACCUCAUCCACACCUCCUACAGUCUGGUUCUCCUCUCGCCUGUCAGAGCUGGAUGCUCAGUUGGCUGCUCUGCAGAACAUUGCAGACUGUCUGGAGAUGGACUUUUCCAACUCCAGAAUGCUGGUGAACACUAUUGAAAAGCUCACCCCAGGCUUGGCUCCUGAUGUGAAGACUACCACAGCAGUAAAAAAAACUGUCAGGCUGUCAGUCCCACAGGAAGCAUGGAUACCACGACUGGACACUUUAACUGAACCAAAUGCCUCUGAAGAGGAUGACGAAAAUCAGGAAGAAGAAUUUGUGGUUCAUAAUAACUCCAGUGCUCUGGAACGGAGGCCAUCUUUUCAUUUCCCACCAUCUUCUCGUGAUCACAAUGCUGGACCUUCCUACCUUCACACUCCUCCGAAAAUGAGAGAUCAGCUGGCUGAAGCAUCAGGAAUAUCUCCAGUAUGGGCAGAUGAGAAUCUGGGUCAGACUGGGCUAUCUGAUACGGCAGAACUCUUAGACGAGUUGGUGAAGGAAGGAUAUUUAUCCCCAACUGACCUGGAUUUGUCCAGUUCACAGACCGCACACCGUAGCAGCAGGCUGGACCGGCAGCAAAGCAGCUGGAUGUCACAGAGGCGUGUCCUUCCAGAGGACGAGAGGAGAGAGCUGAGGACCUGGAUGAGAAGGAAACAGAGGGAAAGACUGGCUGUUUAUCAAAAACACAGAGAGAAUCUGAGGGAGAGGGAGCGCAAACCUUUUUCUACCUCUGGAGGAGCAAAACCAGCAAACAAGAAUCGAGCAGGCAUUUGGAGAAGCAGAGAGGAAAAAGAAAAGUUCGUGCUUCUGGAGCAAUACAACCAGAGGACCCGUGAAGCCUGUUCUUUGGCAAAUGACUUUCCCACCAAUCCUCCAACUCUGCUCAGAUCCUCACGGACUCAAGGUUCACCACCGGCCUCAACUACACGGUCCAACUCUGCUCCACCCCCUGGUGGCGCUCCCAGGGCUUACAAUGCAUCUGCCAAUGAUAAAAGAAGUCUUAAGUCAGGACAAGCUCAACUCCAGCCUCGUCCAUGGACUGCUGAGAUGCAGGCACAGCCUUCAGAGGAUCACCCCAGGAGGUUGGGACUUCAUAGACCAGUGACCUCUCUGCCAAGGGACCGCCUGUCUCAGGUGACCAGACGUGGCAUGCUCACUGACAAAAAGAGCCACACUAAGCCUCAUACAGCCGGCCAGAGUGAUGUCAGAUACCAGAGAAUGACGGGGCUGAGCAGAAGCCCUGCAGAAGGGGCUGCUGCAGGGAGAGGGAUCCUGAGGGAACAGAUGAGGAUGAAAGGGAGAGAAGAGGUGAAUCUUUGGGAGCUCUCUUCAGAAAUGAAUAGGCUGCUGGGCCCAGAGGAGUCUGACAUAGUUUUGGCUGGACUGUUGGAUCAGCAGGAUGAUGGUGCCAGAGCUGGUGUGUCAGACAUGGACUGGCUGGAUCACCUUUCUGAGACCGGCAGCAGCAUCCUCAGUAAAAUAGACUGGGCCGCUAUCGAGAGGAUGGUGGCUACAGAGGAAGCUUGAUUUUUUUGUACAUACUGAAACAUUCCUAUUUCUAAUUAAAUGUAUGACAACAGA